AUGGACUUGACUUCUUUUAUAAUAUUUUAUUCUGCAGAUACACCAGCUUCAGGCCUUUUAAUACAGAACUUUCUUCAGAAGCUGGAUCCGGAGGAAAUUUUCACCAAGCACGAGCGCAUCGGACGCGGUUCGUUCGGUGAAGUUUACAAGGGCAUCGAUAGGCGAACUUCACAAGUGGUUGCGAUCAAAAUCAUAGACCUUGAACAAGCCGAAGAUGAAAUCGAAGACAUUCAACAGGAAAUCCAGGUGCUUAGUCAGUGUGAUUCACCCUAUGUAACCAAAUAUUACGGAAGUUACUUAAAGGGAUCAAAGUUAUGGAUAAUAAUGGAGUACCUGGGCGGAGGUUCAGCCCUUGAUCUGACUAAAAGCGGCAAGUUGGAUGAAAGUCACAUUGCUGUUAUACUCCGGGAGAUACUUAAAGGCCUCGAUUAUCUUCACAGUGAGCGGAAGAUUCAUCGAGACAUCAAAGCCGCCAACGUCUUAGUCAGCGAGCAAGGUGAUGUGAAAGUAGCGGAUUUUGGCGUAGCUGGACAGUUGACAGAGACGGUGAAGAAGCGUAUCACGUUCGUAGGGUCACCGUUUUGGAUGGCUCCUGAACUAAUCAAGCAAGCCAGCUAUGAUUAUAAGGCCGACAUUUGGUCACUCGGAAUCACUGCCAUCGAGUUAGCUCAGGGCGAACCCCCACACUCUGACCUGCAUCCAAUGCGAGUCCUGUUUCUUAUUCCAAAAAACCCUCCUCCACAGUUGACUGGGCCGCAAUGGUCAAGAGUCUUUAAGGACUUCGUGGAACUCUGUUUAAAUAAGGAUCCAGACAAUCGCCCAUCAGCAAGCAGUCUGUUAAAGCAUCCUUUUAUUAAAAAAGCCAAAAAGAACGGCAUUCUCGUCGAGUUGAUAGAGCGAGCAAAGGAGUAUCGUACGCGGACAGGUGUGUCAUCGGACAGUGAUCUAGACGAAGAUUCCGAUGGUGGUGGUGGUACUAACGGCUGGGAUUACCCAACGGUGCGUGGUGGUCCAGCUAACGAGCGAGUUGACGCCGCUCAAAAAGAUGAGACGGUCACACAACGUAAUAGGCCUUCUCGACCUGGACUUUCAGGAAGAUUUAGUCCUGGUAAUACAAUUGUAAAGGUGAGACGAACUUCAGUACUAGCGGUGGCCGAGCAGUUGCGUGGAGCUGCGUUAGGUUCAGCCGGGAUAAACGAUAGUAGCGGUGGUUUUGGUCGAGUGUCUGCUUCUUAUGCACCCACAACGAUUACUGUUGCAAGUCCGCCUAGUAGUCCUAACUUUAACCAAAAUCCUCGACAACACACGCAUUCUCCAUCUUCGUCUUCGCAUACUCAGGACAGGAAUCGCUCUUCCGGAUCGGGUGGAAGAAACCGCCAUGUGUCGUCAUUUCAACCGAUGGAGAACGGUGGGCGUGAGUACGGUGGAAGUGGUGGCAAGUCUAACCGACGUGAAGUAUGUUGUUGUUACAACAAUCGUUUUAUUGUCAGUGAAUCUGUUCUCUAG
Molecule: messenger RNA, 1506 nt
Organism: Angiostrongylus costaricensis
Lineage: Eukaryota; Metazoa; Nematoda; Chromadorea; Rhabditida; Metastrongylidae
Source: the annotation of a GenBank genome assembly